GGGGCCAGAGGUCCCGUGGGAGGCUGAAUCAGCACAUCGCCCUUACCAGCCAGGAGCCCGGAUGUCUACAGGCGUUAAGCCGUGAAUUCAGCUGAAGCAGAAGCUUUGUGUUUCCUGGGUUCAAGGACAAGUGACAGGCAGGAGGCACCAUGAGGCUGUGGCUGAGAGGACCAGUCCUCCAGGCACUGAGAAGGGCGCGGGGUACCUGUGGGUCUCAGGGGCAGCCGCCACCUCUCCCUGUCCCUCCGAAGAUUGUGGCCACCUGGGAAGCCAUCAGCCUGGGGAGGCAGCCCGUGCCCGAGUACUUCAACUUUGCCCAUGACGUGCUGGACCUGUGGAGUCAGCUGGAAAAGGCUGGGCACCGGCCGCCAAACCCUGCUUUCUGGUGGGUUGAUGGCAGGGGGGCAGAGGUCCAGUGGAGCUUUGAGGAGCUGGGGGAGCAGUCCCGGAAGGCGGCUAACGUGCUGGGGGGCGUGUGCGGCCUGCAGCCUGGAGACAGAAUGAUGCUGGUGCUCCCGAGGCUCCCGGAGUGGUGGCUGGUCAGCGUGGCUUGUAUGCGGACAGGGGCUGUCAUGAUUCCUGGCAUCUCUCAGCUGACGGAGAAGGACCUCAAAUUCCGACUGCAGGCAUCCAGGGCCAAGUCCAUUAUCACUAGUGACUCCCUGGCUCCACGGGUGGAUGCCAUUAGCGCUGACUGUCCCUCCCUCCAGACCAAGCUGCUCGUGUCGGACAGCAGUCGGCCAGGCUGGAUGAAUUUCAGGCAACUCCUCCGGGAGGCAUCCUCAGAGCACAGCUGCGCCAGGACCAAAAGCCAAGACCCCCUGGCCAUCUACUUCACAAGUGGCACCACCGGGGCGCCCAAGAUGGUUGAGCACACCCAGGCCAGCUAUGGACUGGGUUUUGUGGCCAGUGGAAGGAGGUGGGUGGCCUUGACUGAAUCAGACAUCUUCUGGAACACGACUGACACUGGCUGGGUGAAGGCAGCCUGGACCCUCUUCUCUGCCUGGCCUAAUGGAUCUUGCAUUUUUGUGCAUGAGCUGCCCAGAGUUGAUGCCAAGGUUAUCCUGAAUACUCUGUCCAGCUUCCCAAUCACCACCUUCUGCUGCAUCCCCACUAUCUUCCGGCUGCUCGUGCAAGAGGAUCUGACCAGGUACCAGUUUCAGAGCUUGAAACACUGUUUGACCGGAGGAGAGGCCCUAAACCCUGACGUGAGGGGGAAGUGGAAGAGCCAGACAGGCCUGGAGCUGCACGAAGGCUACGGCCAGUCGGAAACAGUUGUAAUCUGUGCCAAUCCCAAAGGCAUGAAAAUCAAGGCAGGAUCCAUGGGGCAAGCGUCCCCACCUUAUGAGGUGCAGAUUGUAGAUGAUGAGGGCAACGUUCUGCCUCCGGGAGAAGAGGGGAAUAUUGCUAUCCGCGUCAGACCCACCCGGCCCUUCUGUUUCUUCCGUUGCUACUUGGACAAUCCUGAGAAGACAGCAGCGUCGGAACGGGGGGACUUUUACAUCACAGGGGACCGAGCCCACAUGGACAAGGAUGGCUACUUUUGGUUCAUGGGAAGAAAUGACGAUGUGAUCAAUUCCUCAAGCUACCGGAUCGGGCCCGUGGAAGUGGAGAGUGCCCUUGCUGAGCACCCCGCCGUCCUGGAGGCAGCCGUGGUCAGCAGCCCGGACCCCCGCCGAGGGGAGGUGGUGAAGGCAUUCAUAGUCCUUUCUCCAGCCUACACCUCGCACGAUCCAAAGAAACUAACCUGGGAACUUCAGGAGCAUGUGAAAAGGGUGACUGCUCCAUACAAGUACCCCAGGAAGGUGGCCUUUGUUUCGGAACUGCCAAAGACGGUUUCUGGAAAGAUCCGGAGGAGUAAAUUGAGAAGUCAAGAGUGGGGAAGAUGAGAGGCAACACCAGAAAGGCGCCAUCAGCCUCUGAAGCCUCUAAGAGGAACCGGUGGCACCACACAUCAGUCCCCAAGGGAAGCCUCAACCCUUCAAGUCUGUCGACAUUGGAGGCUUUCAGUUUCCCUGGGGGCAUCUCCAGAGUCAUUGGUUGGCCCUGGAAGAGAGCAGAAGAGCCUCGUCAAUCCAGCGUUCAGUGCCACUGCCCGCUCUUGCAAAUAUUUGGUGGCUUGACUUCCCCCUCUGUCUGGAGACAUCCUCGGGAUUUGCCCACUGGUCUCACUUCCUAAGAGCCUUCAGCUGGCCCUCCAAAGGGCAGGUCACCAGAGCACCUGGGCACUUGUGAUCUCACUCACCGCCAAUGGGAGAGUAAUCACUCAACCCUCUUUUCUUCUUUUUUUGCUGCCCCACAAUAUAUGGAGUUCCCAGGCCAGGAUCCAAACCAAGCUGCCAUUGCAACUUAUGCCUCAGCUGCAGCAAUGCCAGAUCCUUUAACUCACUGUGUAGGGCCUGGGGUCAAACUUGCAUCCAGGCUGCAGAAAUGUCACUGAUCCUAUUGUGCCACAGGGGGAACUCCCCACUUGACCCCUUUGAUAAAGCUAUUCGGUAAUCACAACCAGAGCCAUUGAAAAUCGGUCAGGAGUUCCCGUCGUGGCACAGUGGUUAACGAAUCCGACUAGGAACCAUGAGGAUGUGGGUUCGUUCCCUGGCUUUGCUCAGUGGGUUAAGGAUCUGGCAUUGCUAUGAGCUGUGGUGUUGGUUGCAGACUCAGCUCGGAUCCCGAGUUGCUGUGGCUGUGGUGUAGGCCGGGGGCUACAGCUCCAAUUAGACCCCUAGCUUGGGAACCUCCAUAUGCCAUGGGUGAGGCCCUAGAAAA
Phacochoerus africanus (Common warthog) is the source of this 2766-nucleotide messenger RNA. It is a transcript of the gene ACSM5, whose product is annotated as acyl-CoA synthetase medium chain family member 5. Bases 150 to 1889 code for a protein of 579 amino acids. Gene Ontology annotation, cellular component: mitochondrial matrix. Lineage: Eukaryota; Metazoa; Chordata; Mammalia; Artiodactyla; Suidae. The transcript has 14 exons. Gene Ontology annotation, biological process: fatty acid biosynthetic process; acyl-CoA metabolic process. Gene Ontology annotation, molecular function: fatty-acyl-CoA synthase activity; fatty acid ligase activity. The record is from RefSeq and is a predicted model, not a curated record.